Molecule: messenger RNA, 555 nt
Organism: Gamsiella multidivaricata
Lineage: Eukaryota; Fungi; Mortierellomycota; Mortierellomycetes; Mortierellales; Mortierellaceae
Exons: 2
Coding region: 34-396 (120 amino acids)
Biological process (GO): translation
Cellular component (GO): large ribosomal subunit; mitochondrion
Molecular function (GO): structural constituent of ribosome
Source: RefSeq, a predicted model, not a curated record
CACCUCCUUCACCCAUCAAACAUCAAAAACACUAUGAGUUCCGUUUCAAGGAUAAUCUUGGCCGUCCGUCCUACACUCACAUCCUCCGCAAGGACAUAUUCCACAGCAGUAACGUCGGAGGCAUCAACAGCAUCAUUAGCAACAGGACACUACAAGGUCACACGAACCCGCUCUCUGAUCGGUGUGCCAAAGUCGACCAUCAAAGUCCUCAAGUCACUCGGACUCGGCCGCAAGAUUGGUCGUCCAGUCUUCCAGCCCCACGAUCCCUCGGCUGCAGGAAAGAUCUUGAAGGUCAAGGAAUUGGUCAAGGUCGAGAAUAUGUCCGGACCGGUUCCUGCAGAGGGAUACCAGCGCACGCGCGCUACCAAGGGCUACAAGGUUGUCGGAAAGAUGUAAAAGUCGGGAUGACAUCACGGAAAACAUAAGCCUGCAGGAAGCGCAUUUGGAGGGAAGGGAAGAGGAGGAGAGGAAUAUCGACAUUGGAUAGUCGCUAUUAAACAGCAAAACAAAAUAAAAACAGCUGGACUCGAAGCAUAGGGUUAAGAACUAUUGCAC